AUGAAAGAGUCCGAUGAUUUUUCAUCAUCUGUAACCUCAUUGUUGUGUAUUUGUCUUUUGUUAAGGCCUGGACGAGUUGCGACCCUAAUCGAAGAUAAUAACGGGAUCACCUGGGGUUGCGCAUUCCGAGUAACCGGAAGCCUGGCACUCGAAUAUCUGAAACAGCGCGAAUGCACCCUGGGAGGCUACGCUACCGAUUACAUCAAAUUCUUUCCACGCGUUGCGAGCGAACAUUCCGGCUUCAGCGGUGAAGCGUUUCUGACACUAGUUUACAUUGCAACACCGAAAAACGAGCUCUGGAUUGGAGAAGAGCCAUUGGUGGAAACGGCCCGCCAGAUCGCCCAGUGCCGGGGACCGAGCGGACAUAACGUCGAAUAUCUGAUCCGGUUGGCGAUAUUCAUGCGAGAGGAAUUGCCGGGGGCAGCGGAUGAACAUCUGUUCGAACUUGAAGAUCUGGUGCGCCGAUUCGUGGCGGAGGCAAACGUGGCGAUCGGAACAUUACUCGGUAGCACACCGCGUCGAAUUCGAAGGGAUUCGCACGAAGAAGUUCGGCGGCAUGUAUCAUUCGAGUAUACUUCACGCGUUCCCGAGAAAAAACUGCGCUGUUUGCACAUUUGAAUCACAUAUUUGACUUAUAAAAUUGUUUUUUACUAUUCUACGAUAUUCUCAGCGAAUGUGAGGCUUGUAUGUAUAUUUACUUCGAUGUAGCUUGUUGUGUAAUAAUCACCUAUACUUUAAUCAGCGAAUUAGCGUUUCUCUAAUACGCAAUGUGUUACUACGUCAGUUCCACAUUAUAAAAUAAUAAUUUAAUAUACAGACUAAAAACAAACCAAAAUUAGCCACUUAAGAUUCAGAACCGGCAGCUUUCUCAUAGAAAAUUAAAAAAGCAUUGUUACUCAAAAA
Messenger RNA from Wyeomyia smithii (pitcher-plant mosquito), 903 nucleotides. RefSeq names its product glutathione-specific gamma-glutamylcyclotransferase 1. The transcript is spliced from 4 exons. The record is from RefSeq and is a predicted model, not a curated record. Gene Ontology annotation, cellular component: cytoplasm. Bases 1 to 618 code for a protein of 205 amino acids. Gene Ontology annotation, biological process: glutathione catabolic process. Gene Ontology annotation, molecular function: glutathione specific gamma-glutamylcyclotransferase activity; gamma-glutamylcyclotransferase activity. NCBI's taxonomy places the organism in Eukaryota, Metazoa, Arthropoda, Insecta, Diptera, Culicidae.